GGAUUGUCAGUCAAGUUCCAUCAUAACCUCACAUAACUACAAAAAAUGGCCCUCCGUUUGUUUUCUCUACAAUUUUUAUCAUCCCAAGUGAAUAAUCUUCUUCCUCGGAUUCUGCCCGUGAGGACGAAAUACACAGAUAACCGAAUGCGAAAAGAUGUGAAACGCCGAAAGAUUGUUGAAGAACAUGCAGUGGCCAGAUUGAGAGUGAAUUCUUUGAGGAAGAACGACAUCCUACCCAUUGAAUUGCGUGAGAUUGCAGAUGCAGAAAUUCAUGCUUUUCCACGGGAUUCUUGCCUGAACCGAGUAAGAGAGCGUUGCUGUAUUACAUCGAGACCCCGUGGAGUUGUACAUCGGUGGCGAAUGAGUAGAAUCAUGUGGAGACACUUGGCUGACUACAACAAACUCUCGGGUGUUCAGAGAGCUAUGUGGUAGACAAAAAGUAGUAAGGUGAGGCACAGUUAAUUCAUUUAUGUUACAUAGAAAAAUAUAUACUGAAACAUAAGUCA
Messenger RNA from Lutzomyia longipalpis, 506 nucleotides. RefSeq names its product 28S ribosomal protein S14, mitochondrial (gene mRpS14). Gene Ontology annotation, cellular component: mitochondrial small ribosomal subunit; ribosome. The record is from RefSeq and is a predicted model, not a curated record. Lineage: Eukaryota; Metazoa; Arthropoda; Insecta; Diptera; Psychodidae. The coding region runs from base 46 to 432 and encodes 128 amino acids. Gene Ontology annotation, molecular function: structural constituent of ribosome. Gene Ontology annotation, biological process: translation. The transcript is spliced from 2 exons.